Messenger RNA from Coniosporium apollinis CBS 100218, 1320 nucleotides. Its product is annotated as 26S protease regulatory subunit 7. Gene Ontology annotation, cellular component: proteasome regulatory particle, base subcomplex. Gene Ontology annotation, molecular function: proteasome-activating activity; ATP binding; ATP hydrolysis activity. Lineage: Eukaryota; Fungi; Ascomycota; Dothideomycetes. The transcript has 2 exons. Gene Ontology annotation, biological process: proteasome-mediated ubiquitin-dependent protein catabolic process. The record is from RefSeq and is a predicted model, not a curated record. Bases 1 to 1320 code for a protein of 439 amino acids.
AUGCCCAGUGCCACCGGCCAAAACUGGGAGAAGUACCAGAAGACCUUCGCCGACGACGAGAUAGAAGAGAAGAAGAUCACCCCCCUCUCGGACGAAGACAUCCAGGUGCUCAAGACCUAUGGCGCCGCCCCGUACGCCGCGGAGCUGAAGAAGCUUGAGAAGGAGAUCAAGGAGAAGCAGACGAGCGUCAACGAGAAGAUCGGCGUCAAGGAGUCGGACACCGGCCUCGCGCCGCCGCAUUUGUGGGAUAUCGCGGCGGAUAGGCAGCGCAUGCAGGAGGAGCAGCCGCUGCAGGUGGCGCGGUGCACGAAGAUCAUACAGGACGAGAAGGACGCGGAGAAGAGCAAAUAUGUUAUCAACGUCAAGCAGAUCGCCAAGUUUGUCGUCAACUUGGGCGAGCGGGUCAGUCCGACAGAUAUUGAGGAGGGCAUGCGCGUUGGCGUCGACCGAAACAAAUACCAGAUCCUCCUCCCCCUCCCGCCCAAGAUCGACCCCUCGGUAACCAUGAUGACCGUCGAAGACAAGCCCGACGUAACCUACGGCGACGUGGGCGGCUGCAAAGACCAGAUCGAAAAACUGCGCGAAGUCGUCGAGAUGCCCCUCCUCUCCCCGGAACGCUUCGUGAACCUUGGCAUCGACCCGCCCAAAGGCGCCCUUCUCUACGGCCCCCCCGGCACAGGCAAAACCCUCUGCGCACGCGCCGUCGCCAACCGCACUGACGCGACCUUCAUCCGCGUCAUCGGAUCUGAGCUAGUGCAAAAGUACGUCGGCGAGGGCGCGCGCAUGGUGCGCGAGCUCUUCGAGAUGGCCCGCACAAAGAAAGCCUGCAUCAUCUUCUUUGACGAGAUCGACGCGGUAGGCGGGGCGCGGUUCGACGACGGUGCCGGGGGCGACAACGAGGUCCAGCGCACCAUGCUCGAGCUCAUCACGCAGCUUGACGGCUUCGACAGCAGGGGGAAUAUCAAGGUCAUGUUUGCGACCAAUAGGCCGUCGACGCUGGAUCCUGCGCUUAUGCGGCCGGGGAGAAUUGACCGGAAGAUUGAGUUUAGCUUGCCGGAUAUGGAGGGACGCGCGAAUAUUCUGAGGAUUCAUGCGAAGAGCAUGAGCGUGGAGAGGGAUAUCAGGUGGGAGCUUAUUAGCAGACUGUGUCCGAAUAGCACGGGCGCAGAGCUCAGGAGUGUGGCGACGGAGGCAGGCAUGUUUGCUAUCCGCGCCAGGAGGAAGGUUGCGACGGAGAAGGACUUUUUGGCGGCGGUGGACAAGGUCAUCAAGGGCAACCUUAAGUUCAACUCUACGGCGACGUAUAUGCAGUAUAAUUAG